AUGGAGGCGGCGAUCGGCGCAGCGAACGGGCUCAUCGGCAGUGUGUUGAAUCACCUGUCCAAUGAGUUUGUGGAGGCGUUUGUUGCCAGCUCCCAGCUCGGCCUCAACUCGGAGAAGAUGAAGGGGGAUCUCCUGCUCACGCAGGGGCUGCUGCACGAGGCCCAAAGGAGGGGCGUGAGCGACAACCCUGGUCUCCAGGGGUUGUUGCAGAAGCUCAGCGCCAAGGCCGACCAGGCCGAGGACGCGCUGGAUGAGCUCCACUACUUCAUCAUCCAGGACCAGCUCGACGGCACCCACUACGCGAUGGCAGACCUAGGUGAUGACAUCCGAGGUCAUGCUCGCCACGGUCGCCAUGCUCUUCGCCACACCGUCGGUAACUGCUUUUCGUGCUUUUCUUGUUCGCGCAUGAAAGAUGAUGAUGGUGUUGCUGCUGCUGUCAUUACUGACAAGGACAACCCACCCAAUGCAAUUCUGAACCCUGGUAGUGAUGAUAAUGAUGGUCCAGUUGCUAAGUUGCCAUUUGACAGAGUUGCCAUUUCCAAGAAAAUCAAGUCAGUGAUAGAGGAAACACAAUCCCUUUGUAACCAUGUCUCCCAUUUGCUCCACAUAAUUCCUCACCAUAGCACCACCACAACAAUCACCCAAAGACACCGUAUCACAGGGUCGACCAUUGUCCAAGAUACAUUGUAUGGGAGGAGAGCUAUUUUUGAGAAAAAUGUAGGUGAUAUCCUCACUACUGCCACAGAGCAGUGUGAGCCCCUUUCUGUUCUUCCUAUAGUUGGUCCAGGGGGUAUUGGAAAGACAACUUUCACCCAACACCUGUAUAAUGAUAAGAGGGUAAAAGAGCACUUUGCUGUUAGGGUUUGGGUAUGCGUAUCCACUGAUUUUGAUGAGCUUAGACUCAGCCAGCAGAUCCUUAGCAGCAUAGAUGGAAGCAACUCUCCAAAUCAGACAACAAGCUUAGAUCAGCUCCAAAUAUCCAUAGCAAAGGGACUCAAGUCAAAAAGAUUUUUAAUUGUCUUUGAUGAUAUAUGGGAAUGCAAUGGUGAGGGAUGGAGAAAAUUGUUAGCUCCAUUCAUGAAGGGGGAAGCCAAGGGUAACAUGGUUCUCGUCACAACCCGAUUUCCAACAAUAUCUGAAAUGGUGAAAACAGCUAACACAAUAACACUGCAAGGUCUGGAGUUUGAUGAAUUCUUCACAUUCUUUAAAUCAUUAAUAUUUGAGGGCAACAAACUUGAGUAUUACCAAGAGGACUUUGAUGAUCUUGCAAAAGAUAUUGCAAAUAAAUUGAAAGGUUCGCCGUUAGCAGCCAAAACAGUUGGUCGGUUACUGAGGAAGGAAUUUUCUCGGGAGCAUUGGAUGGGAGUUCUUCACAACAAUGAGUGGCAAAAACAAAAAAAUAGUGAUGACAUUAUGCCAUCGUUGAGGAUUAGCUAUGAUCACCUUCCUUUUCAUCUAAAAAAAUGUUUUUCAUUUUUUGCCUUGUUCCCUGAAGAUUACUGGUUUAGGAGUUUAGAUAUUACAUAUUUUUGGAUUGCACUAGGGGUCAUAGAAAAAGAUGAGAAUUAUAUUGAAGAAUUUGUAGGCAAUGGUUUUCUUGUGAAGGAAGUAGAUCAUAACAAGGAAACAUACUAUGUAAUUCAUGAUUUAUUACAUGAACUAUCUAGAAGUGUUUCAUCACCAGAGUGCCUCAACAUAUGUAGUUCAGGUUUUAAAGCUGGUGACAUCCCACAAACUGUUCGACACUUAUCCAUCACAAUGGAAGAUAGGUUUGAAGGGAAUUUUCGGGUAGAAAUGAUUAAACUGAGGGCCAAGAUAGACAUUCGCAAUUUACGGGUUUUGAUGAUUUUUGAAGCACAUGGAAACACAAUAGAUGGAGUUCUGAAAGAUAUUUUUAAGGAAAUAGCGGGUCUCCGUGUCCUAUUGAUAGUAACAGAAUCCAUCAAUGCUUUGCCACUCAACCUUUCAAAACUUAUCCACCUUCGAUACCUAAGAGUUGCUAAUAAACUACACAAUGCCGUGACAUGGUCAUACUUGAUUGAUGAUGAAGUAAUUUUGCCUACCGCACUAUCAGGAUUUUAUCACUUGAAGUUCUUAGACCUCAGAAGCCUGUAUCCUAGUGAGAAAAUACCUAAAGACUUUAACCGCCUUAUCAAUUUAUGCUUCUUCAAUGUUGAUUAUGAACUCCAUUCAAAUGUUCCUGGGGUCGGAAAGAUGAAAUGCUUGCAGGAGCUAAAAGAUUUCCGUGUUAAAAAAGAGAGUGUUGGGUUUGAACUGGCAGAGUUGGGGGAACUAACAGAGCUUGGAGGUGAACUGACAAUACAUAAUCUUGAGAAGGUGGUAACCAAGGAAGAGGCUAUAGAAGCCAAGCUUGUGUGUAAAAGAAAUUUGACAAAGCUGGGGCUAGUUUGGGGUACAGAUCACAAACAUAACACAGAAUCUGAUGUUCUUGAUGCUCUUCAGCCACACCGUAAUCUUGGAGCACUUAGCAUUAUAAAUCAUGGUGGUAUAACUGGUCCUAGUUGGUUGUGUGGUGAAAAUAGCCUCAAAAGGUUGGGGUCUCUCCACCUGGAGGGUGUGUCUUGGGGCACCCUUCCACCUUUUGGCCAGUUAUUGCAUCUCACGUCACUCACAUUGAUCAGCAUUUCUGUACUUUAUGAGAUCAGUCCUGACUUUGGUGGUAUCACAGAUAAAAGCUUUGUGCAUUUGAGGAAUAUCUUUCUCCAGGAUUUACCUGGAUUUGUCAAGUGGGUUGGGGGGGCUAAUGCCCAUUCUUUUUCAAGGCUUGAAUGCAUCAGUUGCCAAGAUUGCCCCAAUCUGUGUGCGGUGCCCUUCCUGGAUUUGUCUGUCUCUUAUACCAGUUUGUCAAAAUUUUAUAUUGAUGGUUGCCUUGAGUUGUCUCUGCCCCCCAUGCCUCACAGCUCCACACUGACACUUUGUCGUCUGAGCCUUACUUCUUCAAAGCUGGAUUAUUCUGCAGAAGAGAUGGUCAUUGAUGGGUAUAGUGGUGAGUUGGCGUUUCAUAACCUACAUAAGUCCCUAACAAAACUAGAUGUCAACAGAUGCAACAUCACGUGGCAUGGACUGCACGACCUCACGUCCCUCGAAUCAGUUAGAGUAAGGGAUUGUCCCAACUUCUUUCUGUGGCCCAUUCAAUCAGUUAACACGCACAACCCUUUCCCUGCUUCCCUAAAGACACUUAUGAUCAAAGGAGAGUCAGGCCUGGAGUCAAAGGCUCUGCUCUCAAACCUCACUUGUCUCACUGAUCUACGACUGGUGGACUGUGACAAUUUAACAGUGGAUGGGUUUAAUCCUCUCAUCACAGUCAACCUUGAUACAUUGGUGGUCUAUAACACAGAUAAGUGUCUUGGCCGCUCUAUAUCAGCUGAUCUGUUCUCGGAAUUGGCGGGAGCAAGGACCAACCUAUCAUUGCCUGCGGGAUCCUUCCGAUUGCAAACACUUGCAAUUGAUUGCAUUUCAGCAGUGCUUGUUGCUCCCGUCUGCAGUCUCCUCGCCGAUACCCUCCACAGUUUAUCCAUCAUGCAUGAUCAGCGGGCAGAAAGCUUCACGGGAGAGGAAGAUGGAGCUCUUCAGCUCCUCACAUCCCUUGUGUUCAUCAAUGUUAUUAAUUGCCCAAAUCUGCCAUCCCUUCCUCAGUGGUUAUACAGCCUUCCUUCUCUUCGGAAAAUACAUGUCGGUUAUUGUCCUGAAAUCCGAUCUCUGCCCAAGGGCCCCUUCCCCACUUCACUGAACACACUACACGUAAAAGGUUGCAGUCCCGAGGUACAAGAGCAAAUCAAGAAAUUAAAGGGAACAAUCCCAGGUGUUCGGGUGGAUGAUUGCUGA
Molecule: messenger RNA, 3846 nt
Organism: Triticum turgidum subsp. durum (durum wheat)
Lineage: Eukaryota; Viridiplantae; Streptophyta; Magnoliopsida; Poales; Poaceae
Source: the annotation of a GenBank genome assembly